AAGUGUGGCUCUCAGGUGCGCGGAAUUGCAGUAAAGGAGAGGAGAUGGUGGGGAACCAGGAGGCGUCUGUUACGGACGGUGCUCGGGAGCGGAGGGGCUCGUGGAGAGCUGAGAGUAAGCCGAACCAAGAUGUGCUAGCUCAACCCGGGACUAACGGGCUUCCUAAACACUCGUACUGGCUAGAUGUCUGGCUUUUCCUCCUUUUUGACCUGGUGUUGUUUGUCUUCGUGUACCUCUUGCCCUGACGACUGGUUUGCUGAGAGUCAAGAAUGUGGCGUCUGCAAUGAUUCCUGAAAACGACUCUCCAGACUUCUUGAAUAAAGAGGACUUCCAGGAGCUGAGUUCCAGACCUCUAACCUUUCCUUAUGCCCCUGACCUCCCUAAAGUAGUACCGUGUUUCAAACCUGUUUUUAAUGGUUGAAUUAACAUGAUUGUUGUUAUACAAUAUAUGUAAUAUAUAUUUUAAUAUUAAAACUUGUAA
Messenger RNA from Acomys russatus (golden spiny mouse), 481 nucleotides. It is a transcript of the gene Arln, whose product is annotated as chromosome 23 C4orf3 homolog. NCBI's taxonomy places the organism in Eukaryota, Metazoa, Chordata, Mammalia, Rodentia, Muridae. The transcript is spliced from 2 exons. The record is from RefSeq and is a predicted model, not a curated record. The coding region runs from base 45 to 245 and encodes 66 amino acids.